CUGUAACCGAUCUAAUCGUUAAUUUAAAAAAAAUCAUCAUGGCUCGACAAUUUAAUAAUAAUUAUCUGAUGUAUAUCACGAUUUUUGUUCUGUUGAUUUUAGUCAAUAGUUUUUUUGUAAAACCAUCACAAUCAAGUCCUUUGCCUGCGAUUAAAUGUUCAAUCAACGCACCUGAAACAAAAGUAUUGCAGUUGAAUGAUGAACCAUUUACGAAUACAACUGAAACAGCAUCGAAUGACGAUGAUGAUGAUGAAGAAGAAGCCGAUGUGACCACAAGUGAAACUACAAUCGAUGAAUCUACGACCGAAAUUGAAGAUGAUAAUGAUGAUGAAAAUUCUACCACACAAGAUUCAAUUUCAGAUGAUGAAAAUGAUGAUGAUACGGAUGAUGAGAAUAAUGAAGAUGGAGAUGGCGAUGGCGAUGGCGAUGAUGCUGCGAAUGAUGAUAAUGCUGCUUCGGAUGAUGAUGGCGAUGCGGAAAACGAUGAAACUGAUGAAGAAACGGAAACCGAUAACGAAUGAUUUCAUAUUAAUUUUUAAAAAAGAAUUUUGAUUUAUAAUUUUUUUUUUAAUUUUAAUGCAUUAAAUUUAUAAGAAAAUAAAUUUGUUUUU
Messenger RNA from Dermatophagoides pteronyssinus (European house dust mite), 611 nucleotides. RefSeq lists its product as uncharacterized. NCBI's taxonomy places the organism in Eukaryota, Metazoa, Arthropoda, Arachnida, Sarcoptiformes, Pyroglyphidae. The record is from RefSeq and is a predicted model, not a curated record.